Messenger RNA from Antechinus flavipes (yellow-footed antechinus), 6779 nucleotides. RefSeq names its product far upstream element binding protein 1 (gene FUBP1). The coding region runs from base 139 to 2121 and encodes 660 amino acids. Gene Ontology annotation, cellular component: nucleus; cytoplasm. The transcript is spliced from 21 exons. Lineage: Eukaryota; Metazoa; Chordata; Mammalia; Dasyuromorphia; Dasyuridae. Gene Ontology annotation, molecular function: mRNA binding. The record is from RefSeq and is a predicted model, not a curated record. Gene Ontology annotation, biological process: regulation of DNA-templated transcription.
UGUCCCCGCCCCCUGCACGGCACGAUGGUCGCGCAAGAAUGUGAUCCGGUCCCGCCGGCCGCCAUUUUCUUUCUUUCUUAGCAGCGCGCUGGGAGAGGGAGCUCCGGGACGCGCGGCAGCGGCCACCGCAGCUGGGCCAUGGCAGACUACUCAACGGUCCCCCCUCCGGCCUCGGGCUCGGGCGGCGGCGGUGGCGGCGGCGGCGGCGUCAAUGACGCCUUUAAGGACGCGCUGCAGCGAGCGCGGCAGAUUGCAGCCAAAAUUGGAGGUGAUGCAGGCACAUCACUGAAUUCAAAUGACUAUGGUUAUGGGGGACAAAAAAGACCUUUGGAGGAUGGAGAUCAGCCAGAUGCUAAGAAGGUCGCUCCUCAGAAUGAUGCCUUUGGAACCCAGUUACCGCCAAUGCAUCAGCAACAAAGGUCGGUAAUGACAGAAGAGUACAAAGUUCCGGACGGAAUGGUUGGAUUCAUAAUUGGCAGAGGAGGGGAGCAGAUCUCACGCAUACAACAGGAAUCUGGAUGCAAAAUACAGAUUGCUCCUGACAGUGGCGGCCUGCCCGAAAGGUCUUGUAUGCUAACUGGGACCCCCGAAUCUGUUCAAUCAGCCAAGAGGUUACUCGACCAGAUCGUUGAAAAGGGAAGGCCAGCCCCUGGCUUUCAUCAUGGGGAUGGACCAGGCAAUGCUGUUCAAGAAAUCAUGAUCCCAGCCAGCAAGGCUGGAUUAGUUAUUGGAAAAGGUGGAGAGACCAUUAAACAGCUUCAGGAGCGAGCUGGUGUUAAAAUGGUGAUGAUUCAGGAUGGACCCCAAAACACGGGUGCCGACAAGCCUCUAAGGAUCACGGGCGACCCCUACAAAGUCCAACAAGCCAAGGAAAUGGUCUUGGAGUUAAUCCGUGAUCAAGGGGGCUUCAGAGAGGUGCGGAAUGAAUAUGGGUCAAGAAUAGGAGGAAAUGAAGGCAUAGAUGUCCCUAUCCCAAGAUUUGCUGUAGGAAUUGUGAUCGGCAGAAAUGGCGAGAUGAUCAAAAAGAUUCAGAACGAUGCCGGGGUCAGGAUCCAGUUCAAGCCAGAUGACGGGACCACCCCGGACCGAAUAGCCCAGAUCACGGGCCCUCCAGACCGAUGUCAGCAUGCGGCAGAGAUCAUCACUGACCUGCUUCGAAGUGUCCAGGCUGGCAACCCUGGUGGACCAGGACCUGGUGGUCGUGGCCGAGGCCGGGGCCAAGGCAGCUGGAGCAUGGGGCCGCCCGGUGGACUGCAGGAAUUCAAUUUUAUCGUUCCAACUGGGAAAACUGGACUAAUCAUAGGAAAAGGUGGAGAAACUAUCAAAAGCAUAAGCCAACAGUCUGGUGCUAGAAUAGAACUCCAGAGAAACCCCCCACCAAACGCAGACCCCAACAUGAAGUUAUUCACAAUACGGGGAACUCCCCAGCAAAUUGAUUACGCACGGCAGCUCAUCGAGGAAAAGAUUGGUGGUCCGGUUAACCCCUUAGGUCCACCUGUUCCCCAUGGGCCUCAUGGUGUUCCCGGCCCCCAUGGGCCUCCAGGACCUCCAGGGCCUGGGAAUCCAAUGGGGCCCUACAACCCUGCACCUUACAACCCAGGACCGCCAGGCCCUGCUCCUCACGGUCCUCCAGCUCCAUAUGCUCCCCAAGGGUGGGGAAAUGCCUAUCCCCAUUGGCAGCAGCAGAACCCACCUGAUCCAGCAAAAACAGGUACAGACCCAAAUUCUGCAGCUUGGGCUGCUUAUUAUGCUCAUUAUUAUCAGCAGCAAGCACAGCCACCUCCUGCAGCUCCAACAGGUGCACCAACUACAACUCAGACUAAUGGACAAGGAGAUCAGCAAAAUCCAGCUCCAACUGGACAGGUUGAUUAUACCAAGGCUUGGGAAGAGUACUACAAAAAAAUGGGUCAACAAGGGCAGACACAGGAUUAUUCAAAGGCUUGGGAGGAAUAUUACAAGAAGCAAGGUCAAGCUGUUCCUGCUCCCACUGGAGCCCCCCCCGGGGGCCAGCCCGAUUACAGCGCGGCCUGGGCCGAAUACUACCGCCAGCAGGCCGCGUACUAUGCGCAGACCAGUCCCCAGGGGAUGCCGCAGCACCCACCAGCCCCACAGGGCCAAUAAUAAGAAGUGGACAAUACAGUAUUUGCUUCAUUGUGUGGGGGAAAAAAACCUUUGUUAAAUGUAUGGAUGCAGACGCCUUGAUGAAGAUCUUAAUUUUGUUUUGGUUUAAAAAAAAAUAGUGUUUUUUGAAAAUGUACAAAAUAUCUAUCACUACUGAUAGGAGGUAAUAUUUCUGUGUAGAAAUGAACAUUGGUUUGUUUUUAGUAUCUUAGUGUAGAUGUACACAUUCCAGCAAAUGUAUUUGCAACUAUUAUGUGGUCAAUGCUUUGUGAUAUAAAUGUACUUUUUCAAUGUAUACUUUCACUUUUAAAAUGCUUGUUUUGUGCUUUACAAUAAAUAAUAUGAAACCUCCUGUGUCGGUAAGUUGGAUAUGUGGGUAUGUCAAGGAUUCCGAAUUGCUUAGCUGUGAUGGAUUAAGAUACAGGUACACAAAGAGAAGCUUUCCCCAUGAAAUCUUAAUAGAGCUUUGAAACUGAAGUCACUGGCAUGUUCUUUUUUCCCCCUUUGCAGUUUAGUGGUAGUUGGAGGAGCUUUCCCACUUGGUCUAGGACUGUUGGGCACAAAUAAUCUGGAGAUCUCGGUUUUCCUUCUGUUGAACUAUAAGAAUUGCAUGUGUAGGAUGACCUUACAGCAUUUCCUUUAACACAUGACCGCUGUUUCAGGCCUGGGCCGCUGCUAUAAACAACAGUUAACCUUUCUGUUCUUAAUUGGAUAAUACCUUGGUUACCAAGACUGUCUGAGCAUAAAUGAUUUUAAACAUUUUUCAGAGAGCAAAUAUGAACUAGCAUUUUCCUUUGUAAAGCCUGUCUUCUGAGGAUGCCUUUAGAGAGCAUAACUGCUUCUGUCAUUGAAACCUGAGGUUAGAGCCAUUUUUGGAAAUAUGGAUAAGCUAUGUUUUGUAAAUGCACAAGUCCAAUCAUUGAACCAACUAAUUUUUUGAUGUACUUGAAUCCUUUUCUUACUCUUUAACAUUUGUGCUGCAAUUUUGAUAUUUGGUUGAAAUCCAUUGUUUUGCUCUUUGCAUAUUUGUUGGCUCUUUGCAUAUUAAUCUAUUAGACAACAUGCAAAUACAGUCUGUCUUGCCAUUGUCUGUUGAAGCGCAGGUUUGAACCAUCCAGUAUAGGACUAGAUCUGUAGGGGUGAGGAGGCCUGGGCUGUCUGUCUGUCAUCCUUGAUUGUGUUCCUUCAAGGAGCAUGGCACUGUAAGUACAUCAGAAUGACAAAUGGCUGUCAAAUGUUCCACAUAAUGCAAAUGCCGUACUUUGUGUGAAUAUUAUGUUGGAAUACAGUGCUGAGAGCUUGGGCUGUCUUAUCUAUAACUAUCAAUAUCUAGAUAUGAUUUUUUUUUAAAUGGGAGCUUAAUGGGUAAGUAUUUAUGAAAUGCUUAGCUAUAGCAAAACAAAGUAAUCUUUACAAAAGUGAAUAUAGUAUUUUCCUCUGGUGCUCCUGAGGUAAAAAGAUUGUUUUUCAGUAUGAAAAAUGCAUAUCUUGUAUAUGAAACGCAAAAGAAUUGGAAACUGUUUUGUCAGACAGAAAUUUUCCGUUUGAUUGCAAAUAAUAAGCCAUGUGGAUGCUCCUUGACACCAGCCCUUCACUGGGGAGGGAGGCCCAUUGGUGGUUCUGAGUAUAUUCUAAAGGAAGGGUGUAGGGACAUCAGCAUGAGGCUACUUGCUCCAUUGGGGUUGUGGAAUGAGCAGUGACCGCCCUCCCACCUGCCAGACCAGACCAGGAAGACAGACGGAUAGCAGUAGUCAGGGAGCUCGUGGCUGCAGAGAGGGAUCAUGACCCUGUCUGCGAGCAAGAGCAUUGGCGGUACAUUGAUUUAUCAGUUCAGUUGGAUUCCCUGUCCUAAGUCACAAAAUGGAGGCUGUUGAUUUUGAUUCAUUUAAGGUUUAAAAUCGUUCUUAAUUGCAAACAGUGCAAUUAUUUAUACUUCACAGUGCCUUCCCAGACCUUCCACCUUAGGUUCUGCUCCAAAAAGCAACAGGUAAGCACAACCUAAGGAACUCUAUAAAUAAAUAUUUCAGUACAUUAAUGUUGUCCCUGUGAGAUUUUUGUGGUUGUGUAUUCAAAAGCAAUCUGCUACUGCUUUACCACAAUGUAUUCUGUUAUUCAUGGUUCCAUUUCAGUGGAAAAAGUCUGUAAGUUGUUCAAACAACCGUUGACAUUUCUGGGUAAAUGUUUUUUUGUUUCUCUUUUUUUUUUUUUUUUUUUUCUUUUUCCGGUUUGUUUUUAAUUUUAAGAUGAGUGGAUUGCUGCAAUAAUUGAAUUAUAGCCAAAUCAUUUUAUUAACUUUUUUUCUUGAAUAUAGCAGAUUGUUACAAUUAAGAGAGCACAGUUAAAUUUUUCAAUAUACAGGAAAUAAUUGGUCAGAAACUUCAACAGCCUUCACAUAUGUUUCUAAUGAUUGACAGGACAUUUUCCCUGCCUUCCAAAGCUAAAUAUUGAUCCUUUGUUUCUUACUAUUGAAGCUUAUUAAUUCAGUAAAAGGUUAUAUAAUGGGUCAGAAUUUUAGUAUGAUUUUAGAGCAUUUAGUUGCCAUAAUUAUACACUGAAAAAAUGAUAUUUCAUUUAUAUAAUACUGGCAGUGUGUGUUUUUUUAAAUAGGCAUAUCUAUGCAUCAUUGAAAUGUUAACUGUAUAGCAAAUAGCCUUCAUAAUUUGUAUAGAAAUCAGUAAUUUUCUGAUCUGUAAUACUUUGAUGCUGCAUUUAAAAAAAUAAUUAUUUUGUUUUGAGUGUUCUUUUCAUUGUUUUGAUUUGGGGGUUGUUUUUGGGGUUUUUUUUUCUUGCCAGUUUAAAAUGUUUGUGUUUUUAUAGAUAAUUUUUAACUGGUACAAAGUCUUGGGGGAUGUUGUUUUUUGUUUGGGUUGGGUUUUUCUUGGUGGGGGGAUGUGGGGUUUUUUUGUUUUGUUUGGGUUUUGGGUUUUUGUUUUUGUUUUUUGUUUUUGUUUUUGUUUUUUAGUUGAAAGUAGAAAAGCAGCAUCAUAUCAGUUUUUGUUUCUUCAUUUUCUAAAAUGUGCUGAUCCUUUUCAAAAGUCCUGCUUCUCUCUCCAUUUAAGAUACAUAUUCAAAAGUACUGCCUCCAUGUUCACACACAGUGCUGAAGAUCCGCGAAUACCCAACCAUAGCUCAUAGACAAGGGCCCUGAGGUAGUUACUGCCCCAGAGAGGAAGGAGCCCUUGGGCUGUAGGCCAUUGGCGAGCCGAUGAGCAUGGAUCGUAGAAGGGCUCGAGGUAGAAGGUAAAAUGGGCAAAAACCGUAUUCCCAGACAGAACGGAUCCACUCUGAUUUGCUGCCAUAAAUUUGCUGCUCAUAAAUGUUCUAUGAACUGUUAAGUUUCUUGAAUUAUGUAGCUGCUGCACCACUCCUGUUUCCAUUUGUUCUUUUUUAUAUAAACAGCCAUGGUCAGGUGUGUUAAGUUUUAUAAUAUAAGGAUUUCUUUAAAACCUGUGAGUCAUCACAUUUUGCAGUUUUAGCUUGAAAUUUUAUAGAUAAAAAUAAGACCUGAAUGCUGAUAGUUAUGCUCUUAGAUGAUGUAUUAUAGGAGCAUUGUUUCUGUCUCUUGAGAACUUUCUAAAAUUCAUGACCAUAAGCCUUCACUGCUCUUACCAGCCAGCAUUUGUUAACAGUGAAAAAUGGAAAGCAGAAAAGGUGAGCCAGCCCAUUUGACUACAGUGGUGGUUAGGAGGUUUGAGGAUAGGAUGCUUAACCUGGAGUUGUAGUCUUUAUAACACCCCAAAUAUACAGGGAAUUUGUUUGUUUUACUUUUCUUCUUGGGUUACUGAGUGUAGUAGUACUUCAGUAUUUCUUUCAGAAAUGGGAAAAUAAAGUAAAUAUUAUUUUUCAUUGAAGUUUAUAUUUAGAGAUUGUAAACAUCAUAAAAUUAUUACUUCAAAGAAGGGGGUUUUGCUGGUUAAAAUGGGAAGGGUCAUGGUGGGGAUGAAUUCAGAAGAACAGAAAAAUAUGCAGAUGUCUUGUAGAAUCAUUUCUAACAUUUCAUCUCUUUGGCAAGGAUGCCAAAAGAAAUUGUGUCACCAAGGUGGGAGGAAAAAAAGUAAUGUAGAGUUCUGAUAGGUUAUUUCAUUAUGAUUUGCUGCCAAUUCUCACUUUAAUAUGCCUCUUUUGUUUUUUUUUUUUUUUGUUUUAUUUUGUUUUUUAACAUCCUCAUUGAGAACUUCAUUGGGUGCUUUAAAAAGCACUGGUUUUGUAUUUUAUUCUGAGUUUUCUUUCCACACUAUAAUUGUUCUGGGGGGAGGGGGGAAAUGAGGGUGGGGGUUAGGAUUUAUAAAUCAGCUUUCAAAAGGAAAUCAGUUUUUAAGAUUUUAUAUUCUUUAGUUAUCCCUAUGAAACUCUUAUAUGUAUUUCCGCAUAUAUAUAUAUAUAUAUUUUUCUUAUGCAUGCUCGAUGCAUUUUCGUCCUGAGAAAAGUGUUCUCUACAGAAACUACCCGUGUGUUUAAAGAAGAUUGGCUUUAAAAGGCUACUGUGAUGGGAACAGUGUCUUAGGGAGAUGCAGCUUGGACUUGAGGUAAAUUGAAUGCUUUACAAAAUGUGGUUUAGAGCUUGCUAUAAUGACAUUUGUAUGUAAGAAGGGCACACGUUACUGGAAUUUUGUAUCAUUUAUGGUUUUCUCAAUAAAUGUAACUGAAUGGACAUGCUA